CCAAUCCAUUUGCCCUCUUUGUUUUUUAUUCUUUGGACUGUCUGGAAAUGCCUUUUUUCUUUCAAGAUUGCAUGGAAGUAAGAUGAGUUGCAGUCUCCCUCUUUGAGCCAUUUGAUUCCAGCUUUUUGUUUCCAGUAAUGGAAUUCAUUUUUAGUGGCUUGUAUCAGAUGAGCUCUAGUUUCAUGUAAGAGAGUUCUGUUUUCCAUGCUGGGAUUUUCAUCAAAGUUGCUUUCUGCUUCUUGGAGUUGUAUCUCUAGAUCUUCCACUUUGGAUGUAAUAUUACCAAAGGUGUUCUUGUUCCAAGAUUGUAGGAUUGGUGUGAGCUUGUAUAGUUUGUCCAUAAGUCCUUUCAUGCCACCUCCCUUGUAGUUUCCCCAGUUAUCUUCAACAAUAUUCCUGAAUGAAUGGUGGUUGGCCCAACAGUUAAGAUACCUGAAAGGUUUAGGGCCAUUGAAGGUGGGGUUGUGCAUUUUAAUUAGGAUAGGGCAGUGAUCUGAGUUUCCUCUUGAGAGGUGUUGACUUGAUAUGCUAUCAUAAUGCCUUUGGCAGAUAGAGUUAGUGAAAACUCUAUCCAACCUUUUCAAAAUUCUCCCCAGGGAUCUUGUGCCAGUCCAAGUAUAAAGGUUUCCAGUAAAGGGGGGGGGGGGAAUAAAGCCCAUUGUCCAUGAUACAGUUAUCAAAGUCCUGGAUACUGUUGAGGCAAGGGGUGCUCCUACCUUUAUGAUGUUCUAUGGAGGAUAUGGCAUUAAAGUCUCCCCCAAUUAUCCAGAUAGCAUGGUUGUUUUUAUUGCAGUUGGUGAUUGCUUCCCAGAGAUCUUUUCUUUCCUCUCUGGGGCAUUUUGUUCCUGGUUUAUGGUUGGAGAAGAGGGACUUUCUGGACCUUCAGGUAUAUGUGUUUCAGAAUCACUUAUAUAAUUCACAUUGAAUUUUAAAGUUGAGUUCUGAAUGUAUGAGUCAUCUUUUGAGGGCAUGAUUUCUGAUGAUGUUUUGCAGAUGUUUGAGAUAUCCAGCAUGAUUGCUUGUAAGAGUUCACUUUCUGAAGGUGAGGUUGUGAGGGAUCUGGUAUGGUUGGUUUCUGUUGGGGUUGGUUCAGCUGUGGUGUUAGUUGGGGUGUGGAAUUCAGGUAUUUUGGGGUUGGGGUGGAUUUCUGUUUGGAUUUGGGGGUUUUCUGUUGAAGUGGUGUUAGGGGUUGUGUAAUGAGAUGGGCUUGUGGCUAUUGGUUGGUUACUGGAUGUGGGCUGAGUGGGUUUUGGGUUAGGGGUUUUCUGGUUGUGUGUGGGUUCUGGGUUAGGGGUUUCCUGGUUGUGUGUGGGGGUGGCAUUUUGUGUGGGCAUAAAGGUUGUGUUGACAG
Cuscuta campestris is the source of this 1351-nucleotide messenger RNA. The record is from the annotation of a GenBank genome assembly. NCBI's taxonomy places the organism in Eukaryota, Viridiplantae, Streptophyta, Magnoliopsida, Solanales, Convolvulaceae.